GAGAGGGAGAGGCGGAGAGGGAAAGUGAGAAAGAGAAAGAGGAAGGCGAGAGCCACACGUCUGUCUGGGACGCAGCGGCAAGGAGUAGCGACGGCCACACCGGCUCCAUCGUCACCGAGCUCCGAAGUGUGACACCUGUCGGGGCGUGACCUACGGAACCAGCCAGAAGGAGCUUUUCUUGACAAGAGGUUGUGAGUGGAGAGUUGUGCACGGGACUGGAGGAGGUCAAGAGGUGCAAGUGUGGAUUGUCCAGGACUUUCUGGAUGUAGGAGUUUCCCGGAGGGACGUGCUUUAGCUGACCUGACGCCAGGUCCUCCUCUGAUUCGAAGUCCAUUCUGGCUCUGCCAUGAGCAGGAGCUCCUCGAGCUCCCACUGAUCCGUCUUGACCCCCGCAGAGACAUCGGCGCACUAUGCAGAUGUUAUCUGUGGCUCUCUGGAUCCUCAGUGCUUUCAAUCUCAGUCAUGGGCGGGACUUGCAGGCAGAUGAGCGCGAGGGCGCGGAGAACAAAAAGGCCCAGCCAUACAGCAUCCGGACCUGGCUGGAGACCGUGAGCAGCAUGGAUGAUCUGCUGGAGCUCCUCUACCCCGACUACAGUCUAGUGCACCACUGUCUCCAGCAAGCUUUGCAAGGUGCCCCCCCUUCCUCCUCGCUCAAGAAGGCCCCAGUGAGGACGUCCCGCGAGACGGCCAAUCCCAAAACCCAAAACUUAAUCAAGGAGAUCAUGACUGAGCUGCAGCGCACAGCCUGCCAUCCCCGGGAGGAGUGCGUGGAGGUGGCGAAGGAGCACCCAGAGAGCACCAGCAGCUUCUUCCGCCCCCGCUGCAUCUCCGUGCACCGCUGCGGCGGCUGCUGCAACCACGAGGGCCAGGAGUGCGUCAGCACCAGGCAGAACCUGGUUCAAAAGACGCUGUUGCAGAUCUCCCCUCUGGAGCAGAAUCCUUCCAUCAUCACGUUGACCUUUGUCAACCACACAUCCUGCGAUUGCCAGCCCAAGGAAUCCCUCCACACCAUCAGGAGGCGGGCUAUCACCGCUUACUUCUCCCAAUGUUCUCCCCCAGAUGUGCCCUGCAGUCCAGACAUGGUAUGGGACCCCACCUAUUGCAAGUGUGUGUCCAAGAACUCAAGUCCCCUCUCUGCUAAAGAGCUCGAGCUACUGGACGCAGCCCUGCUGGCUCUGUGCGGCCCAAGCAAAGUUCUGAACCGAGAACAGUGCAAGUGCAUGUGUCAGAACGGGCUCACGGAGGCGAGCUGCGGGCCGGGUCAAGUGCUGAAUGACACCUCCUGCCAAUGCGCGUGUAAGCAACAACCCGAUCCUGGGGUGUGUCCCCCCAACCAGACCUGGGACCCGGAGCGGUGCGGCUGCGUCUGCCGGACCGACUGCCCCGCCGACCAGCCUAGAGACCCCGGAACGUGCCAGUGCCAAUGCAGGGAUGGUCCGCAAACCUGCCGCCUUCAGAGGAAAAUGUUCAGACAAGAGACGUGCAGCUGCUACCGACCGCCCUUCCGGAUCUCACCAAAGCCCUCGCAGCUGCCUCAGCCUGCAGCCCGCCAGCCGCAGACCCGCACCUCCAACAGGGAGGGCUGGUGGCUGUCGCGGAACCACUGAGACGGUUUUAGGUUGCCGGGGAAACGCGGAUGAAGAAUAAACAUUCGGCCCGUUGGCACAGCAAGGGCAAGGCUCACGCUUCUUUCUGUGGAUUACCUGCGUACAGCGAGAACAGUGCCAAGAAGUCAUUCUUAUGUUCAGGCAACAUGAAUCACUGCGGAUCAGCAAACUACAAACAUCCUCCACCCUCAGAGCAUACGGCCUGACUUCUGGGAAUAAACAGAGACUGUAUUACACAUGGGUCCAGACUUCAGCCUAAUCUCGGGAUUAGAAGCGGGGAAAUAUGUGACUGCAGGAUAUUGUCGUUCAAUCGAUCAAUAACGGAUGGUAAGAAUUGUAAGCAGAAGGUUGGGACAGAUCUCGGUUCUGCCAACGACAGGUGAAUGACAUACACCCUCACCAACCUGUCACGGGCUCAAACCAAUCUACGGAGCUCGACGAUCAACUUGAUCAGUUGCUGCAGGUUCCAUAAACUGUUCCAUAAAAUCCAUUUUUGUUCUAUGUACAGUUUCGCUACUUGAAGAGCUACAUUUAGAAUUACUCAAAAUAUUUCUCAUACUCCGAAUGUUACACUAUAUAUAACAAAAGAAAAUACUAUUUAUGUUCUUAGGAUUGUAUUUUUGGAUGUGAACAAAGAAUUCUGCAACUCGGUGGUAACAGCUGAAAACAUUGGUUUUAGAUUUAAAGCAAUGUUGAUGCUAAUCUACACCAGUAAAAAACAUUAUUUAUAUAUUUGUAUAAGAAAUAAAAGUCAUAGGGAUCCCAAAGCAUAUAUAUUUGAUCGCAUGCACGAGUGGCUGUGUAAAUUAUUUUAAACUUAAGUUGCUUUGAAUAAGAGCC
Molecule: messenger RNA, 2447 nt
Organism: Scleropages formosus (Asian bonytongue)
Lineage: Eukaryota; Metazoa; Chordata; Actinopteri; Osteoglossiformes; Osteoglossidae
Product: vascular endothelial growth factor C-like
Exons: 7
Coding region: 411-1607 (398 amino acids)
Biological process (GO): positive regulation of protein phosphorylation; vascular endothelial growth factor signaling pathway; positive regulation of angiogenesis
Cellular component (GO): membrane
Molecular function (GO): vascular endothelial growth factor receptor 3 binding; chemoattractant activity; growth factor activity
Source: RefSeq, a predicted model, not a curated record